AACUCUUGGAAUACAGUAGCCUAUGAUGUAAUGUAGUGCUUGGUGAUGUCACACACUAAUGUGAUGAAACAAAUGGUACAGUCGUGCAUCCYAUGCAUUUUCACUCAGUGAGAGUGGUCAGGUGUUACAGUGUUCGUUGUCUCCUCAGGAUCACAGAGUUGGCAGCCCACGCCUUCUCGGCCCUCACCAACCUGCGCUUCCUGGACCUCAGUGGAAACCAGCUGGCCCUCAUCCAUCCAGAGGCCCUCAGCAUCCCUGGCAGUCCUCUUCAAGAGCUCAACCUGAGCCACUCGCUGRACAACUUCACCGCCCUGACGGACCUCGCCACUGCCCUGCGAUGGGGCGGCCUCUGGGGGCUCCUCCGACUCGACCUCUCAAGAAACCAUCUGGCCCUGCUGCCCCCUGGGAUGUUCUCCCACGUUCCCAACCUGCAGCAGCUCUUCCUCUCUAACAACUCACUGGUGGCUGUGUACAGCGGGACCUUCUCGGGCAUGGAUCGCCUGGAGGUGCUGGACCUGACGCGCAAUGCCUUUGGGACAUUCGGGACUGAUGCGCUGCAGGAGCUGGAGAGGCUCGGGAACGUAAGGAUCCUCCUGGGUCACAACCCGUACACCUGCUCUUGCGAGAGCCGUGAUUUUGUGGCUUGGCUGAACGAGUCGAGAGUCAGGGUGGACGUGGACGCCAUCAGAUGUGUGUCGCCAGAAGGAUUAACCAACAUCCUUCUGCAAGGACUCACUGUCCAGGCCAUUGGUUGUGUUGCUCCGGUCKUCUCUGAUGUGGCUGACCUCACCCUGCAGACGUCCUACGUCUUCCUGGGGUUGGUGCUGGGCUUUGUGGGCAUGGUUUUCCUGUUUGUGCUCUACCUGAAUCGCAACGGCAUGAAGAAAUGGAUCAUAGAGACAAGAGACGCGUGCCGGGACGUCCUGGAGGGGUACCACUACCGGUAUGAGAUUGACUCGGACCCUCGCUUGGGGCGCAUCACAACAGAGACUGGCAGGCCGCAAAGGCACAAAGGACCGGCUCGGUCACAGCAGUUGCCAAAUGACACCUGUAUUGUUCAAGAGCCCACAGAAACACAAACCAAACAGGUGCUGACUUCCCCGCCCCCYUGUUAACUCCUGGUUAUUGAGUGUAAAAUAUGAGGUAAGUGUGUUUUCCUAUAAAUAUAAUGCAGUUACCUUUAAAUAUCUCCUUAAAAGUGCCUUUCUGUUGUUCAGGCACUGGAACAUGAUCUGUGAACUGUUUUUGUGUGAUUUUUUUUUGGUAUCAGCAUGGUAUUGUUUGUCUGUUUGACAAGAUUUUUUGUAAAGUUGUGAUGAAAGGAAAUACUUAACUAAAAUGUUUUUAACUUAAAAAAAUGUCAUGUCCUACUGAAGUAGUAGCCUAACUUUGGCAAUGAGUUAAGCUGGUGGGUAGGUUUAAAUGUCUGCAUCAAUUUUUCAUUCUCCAAUUCUCCAUUCCUCCAUACUGUUUAUCCAACGCAUCAUUUUCACUGGAUUUGAGACCAUUUUUCAAAGGUUUUUAAUUAAGUAAAAGCACGUGCAGAUUCAAUCAUUUACCCUAAACAGUUCAAUCAGUCAACUAAUCUAAAUCAACUUAACACAGCUUAACGUUUUAAUGAAGAUUAAAUUGAGUUCAAACAAUCAGAGUAGAUCAAUCAGUCAU
Messenger RNA from Austrofundulus limnaeus, 1665 nucleotides. RefSeq names its product trophoblast glycoprotein 1a (gene tpbg1a). Gene Ontology annotation, molecular function: protein binding. The coding region runs from base 93 to 1115 and encodes 340 amino acids. Gene Ontology annotation, biological process: negative regulation of canonical Wnt signaling pathway. Gene Ontology annotation, cellular component: plasma membrane. The record is from RefSeq and is a predicted model, not a curated record. The transcript has a single exon. NCBI's taxonomy places the organism in Eukaryota, Metazoa, Chordata, Actinopteri, Cyprinodontiformes, Rivulidae.